Fraxinus pennsylvanica is the source of this 1056-nucleotide messenger RNA. Lineage: Eukaryota; Viridiplantae; Streptophyta; Magnoliopsida; Lamiales; Oleaceae. The record is from the annotation of a GenBank genome assembly.
AUGGCUAAUCCAUGUGCAACCGCAUCUGAUCACAUUGUAGAGGAUGCCUACAAGGCCUUAGGAAUCUCACCAAAUGCAGAUGGCUCAAUGAAUAGAGAAAACAGAAUCCCAACAGUAAAUGCCACCCCACAAGUUGAUGAUCCAACACAGCCUCCAAUUGCCCUCUCGAAAGACAUUCAUCUAAACCCUUUAACCAAAACUUUCAUACGCCUCUUUCGACCUGUAAAUCCUCCACCAAACACUAAGCUUCCACUCAUAAUCUACUUGCAUGGUGGUGAUUUCGUGUUGUUUAGCGUGUCGACUAUCGUUUUUCAUAACUUUUGCAACGACGUUGCUGCUCAAAUACCGGCCAUUGUUGCCUCCGUUGACUACAGACAUGCCCCGGAAAAUCGGCUCCCCGCAGCUUACGAAGAUGCCAUGGAUGCUAUCUUGUGGGCAAAAUAUCAAGCACUCGGUGGACAUACUACCACUGUUGAUCCCUGGAUACAUGAAUAUGCUGAUUUCUCAAGAGUUUUCCUACUGGGAAGUGCUGCAGGUGGGAAUAUAGCAUACCAUGCAGCACUAAAUGCAUUAGAUUUCGAUCUUGAACCCAUAAAAAUUCAAGGGCUCAUACUGAAUCAGCCAUACUUCGGUGGAGUCCAAAGAACCGAAUCAGAACUCAGACUCAUUGAUGAUGAUUUCGUUCCAUUAUACGCAAAUGAUGUCCUCUGGACAUUGGCAUUGCCAGAAAACGCUAGCAGAGAUCAUGAGUUCGCAAAUCCAUUAACUGGGGGGUCUUAUCUCGGUAGGGCUUCGAGAUUGCCAAGGUGCAUGGUGAAGGGCAACAGUGGCGAUCCACUUGUUGACAGGGAAAAACAGCUGGUGAAACUGCUUGAAUCAAAUGGAGUUAGUGUCAUUUCACUGUUCGUUGAUGGAGGUUAUCACAGUGUGGAGCUCUCAAAUACAACAGCAGCUCAAGAAUUGUACGAUGCUGUCAAGGAUUUCAUCAGUUCUACAGUUGCUACCACAAUUCAAGCUUGUGAUGCUUUCGAAUCCACAAAUAUUUGUCCUCUUUAA